AUGGAGGGGACUUUGUUGACACCAGGGGAUGGAAAGAGGCAGAAGAGGGUGAGGUUUCGAGUGGCCUCAGGGAAUAGCGGGCGGGUUUUGAAAGAGAUGUUUAAGGAUGAAGGGCCAUCAGAUUCCCUGGAUUCAGACUGCACCAGCAGCUCUGAUGCAGACCGGGCCAGCACCCCAUCCACCACCAGCGGCGAGUUUAACAGCCUCCUGUGUGGAUAUUUGGCGUCUGAGCUGGACGACAGUGGAAGUGAACCUGACAAUUUGCUUGUGUUUGCAGGAGGGAGAGACAAGGACAGAGUGUUGGAUACCAGACGAGUGAAUAUCCUCAGUAAAAAUGGGACAGUUCGAGGAGUCAAGCACAAAGUCAGUGCUGGCCAAAUUCUCUUUGAUAACUUGGCUAAAAACAAUGGGGUAAAACUGACUCUAGAGUUUGGGCGAAUUGUAAUCUACACCACCAGUUUUCGGGUGGUAAGGACAACAUUUGAGCGAUGUGAGAUAGUCCGAAAGAUCUUCCAGAACCACAGGGUGAAGUUCAUAGAGAAGAACAUUGCUUUGGACAGUGAGUAUGGGAAGGAACUGGAAACACGCUGUAAACGAGUGGGUGAAUCUCCAUCACUACCUGUGGUAUUCAUCGAUGGACACUACCUAGGGGGUGCAGAGAAAAUACUUGAAAUGAAUGAGUUAGGGGAGCUUCAGGACCUCCUAACCAAAAUUGAGAGGGUACAGCAACCCGACAGUUGCCAGACAUGUGGGGGAUUCGCUUUUGUCCCGUGCCCUAUGUGCCAUGGCAGCAAAAUGUCUGUGUUUCGCAACUGCUUCACAGACUCCUUCAAAGCCCUAAAGUGCACAGCCUGCAACGAGAAUGGUCUUCAGCCCUGCUCCAGCUGUUCUCACUAG
Molecule: messenger RNA, 897 nt
Organism: Myxocyprinus asiaticus (Chinese sucker)
Lineage: Eukaryota; Metazoa; Chordata; Actinopteri; Cypriniformes; Catostomidae
Gene: grxcr1a
Product: glutaredoxin and cysteine rich domain containing 1 a
Exons: 4
Coding region: 1-897 (298 amino acids)
Biological process (GO): sensory perception of sound
Source: RefSeq, a predicted model, not a curated record